Molecule: messenger RNA, 405 nt
Organism: Trichobilharzia regenti
Lineage: Eukaryota; Metazoa; Platyhelminthes; Trematoda; Strigeidida; Schistosomatidae
Source: the annotation of a GenBank genome assembly
AUGGAUACUCAUGAGACCGUCAGUGUAAAUGAUCCGCGUGUAGCCCACCUAUCGACAGAUGUUAAUGCUAAACUGGAGCUAAUCAUAAAAGACAGCAAUGGUGGUAUUCUUGCAGUUAGACAACCUUCUAAAAGCCGAACAACAACAGCUUCCGAUCCACCGCUAAGUUCAUCAACUUGUGUUACUCAGUCGUCGUCGUCGGUGUUGUCAUCCACAAUGAAAUGGCCGCCCAUGAACUCACGUGCCUUAUGCAAUGACUAUGCUAGUAUCAGCCCGUUUGAAGGGACGAAUAUCAAUGGUCAGUUUAAUGAUGAUAACUCAACUGUGUACAAGAGAGUAAUUGUUAAAUUGACUUGCAUGAAUAAAGGCAUUUCUAGUUUCAAUUUACUAUUUGAACGAUAUUAG